CAUAUCAGGGCAUUUAUUUUAGAAAUUUGGUUCAUGUGCAAUCAACCCCAUCUAUAAGUUGGGAUAUCUCCUCCUCAAAGGAAAAUGUGCUUAUUAAAACCGGGAGAACAAACAUGAAGGUUUCUCUCACUCUCCUCCUCCUUGUUUCCCUCCUUUUCGCCGCCGCUUCUAACGUCGAAGGAAGAAUGUGUGAGACUCCAAGCACCCAAUUCAAUGGACUCUGUGUAAGUGACGGCAACUGCGCCAAUGUCUGCAAAGGUGAGGGCUUUCCUGACGGUGACUGCAAGGGCAUUCGCCGCCGCUGUAUGUGUCGCAUGCCCUGCUAGCUGCCUCAAGACUCUGGUUCCGAUAAGCUACCACUAUUACUCUUAUGUAUCCACCCCUAUCAAAGUCUGUAACACGAUGUACGUGCAAUAAAAGGCAAGGGAAACUUGGUUUCUUUCAUCUGA
This is a messenger RNA of Asparagus officinalis (garden asparagus), 449 nucleotides long. RefSeq names its product defensin D2-like. The record is from RefSeq and is a predicted model, not a curated record. Gene Ontology annotation, biological process: defense response. The transcript has a single exon. The coding region runs from base 114 to 326 and encodes 70 amino acids. NCBI's taxonomy places the organism in Eukaryota, Viridiplantae, Streptophyta, Magnoliopsida, Asparagales, Asparagaceae.